GGAGAAGUAGUUUGUUACUAAGAAAGUAUCAUUUGCAAAAAAGAAGACUUCAACAAUGAAGUUAACACAUAUUUUAUUGAUUUGUUUUAUUUCAUUUUUAUUCUUUACCUAUGUUCAAUGUGAUGGUAACUAUGAAAGUGAAGAGGAAGAAAAUGAAGAGGAAGAAAAACCAUCACAACCAGAUGUUCCACAUGGAAAACACCCACUUUUAAGAAAAGCAUUUUUUGUCGUAAAUGUAAUAUCCGGUUUCUGACAGAGAUAUACUAGUGAAAGAAAACCAAUGUUGGUCAAGAUGUUAACUUAACCAAAAGUGUCGAAUGUCUUAAUACUUUGAAUAAAUCGAAGUAUAUAAUAAUUAAAAUAAUGUGAUAUUUGUUUUGUUUGGUCAUAUUUUUUACUUUAUUUUCUUAUUUCUAUACAAUGAGAAACAUAUCAUAGUGUAAAAUGACAGUGAACGAAAUUACUUUAAUCCAAAUGGAAAACUCCUCUACCGUAUUUUUUAUCUUAGGAUUAUAAUUCCUAAAAGUCUACACAUUGUAGUUAAGAUCGAAUCACUAAUGCAUAAAAUUCUUAUAUCAUAUCACUUUGUUAGAACUGCGCCAUCAUGGUUACAGUAAGUCUAUUGUUCUGGGUGAAUAGUUUAUGUUUAAACAAUUAUACUGUUUAACAUGAGGGAAAAUUAAGUCUCAUUAAUAUUGAACAUAGCAGUAUAUUGUAUUACAAGAUUGGCAUUCUUCAUAAAAUAACAGAGAAAUCAAUGAUCUAUUUUAAUCACAUAUAUCUUUUCUAACAUCUAGUUGUUGUGUUCAAGAGUGACAGUGAAGUAUUUUGUAAAAAUCAAACUGUAUAAACGUCUAAAAAACAAACAAUAUAUAUAUAUAUAUUUACUGGCUUCAAGAGGUAUUUCCUGGAGUUCCAGUGAGAAGCAGUGAUCAGUGGAGUUCAACCAGAUCUGUCGUGAGAUAUUAACUCACUGAAGACAAUGGUGAGUGGUUGCUCAAUUUCGUGGAUUGG
This is a messenger RNA of Schistosoma rodhaini, 1014 nucleotides long. NCBI's taxonomy places the organism in Eukaryota, Metazoa, Platyhelminthes, Trematoda, Strigeidida, Schistosomatidae. The record is from the annotation of a GenBank genome assembly.